Messenger RNA from Peronospora matthiolae, 1719 nucleotides. Lineage: Eukaryota; Oomycota; Peronosporomycetes; Peronosporales; Peronosporaceae. The record is from the annotation of a GenBank genome assembly.
AUGAUCCGCUCCGACUUCCCUGGCUUUGAUACAGCCAUGAUAGUUCCCUCUGUCGCGGUCCCGGGUCGCUAUCUCGUCGUGAAGUUAAUGGUCGAGGACUCUCCUGUUUACAUCCACAAUGUGUACGCCCCUGUUGAUCGCCGCGAGAAGCAUCAAUUCUUCUCACAAUUGGACACGGCGGAGUUUGAGGACCACGCGACGCACUUGGUGCUGGGAGACCUCAACACGCCGCUCGAUCCUCGUCUCGACUCUUGUUCAUCCGACCGACGUCAUGACCCUGGACGGUUAAGCUGCCUCGAGUGGCUGUCACAGCUCGGGGUUGUUGAUGCCUGGCGGAUACAUCAUGACACCAAGCGCGUCUUCACUGGUCCCCUACCCCGGAGAAAUCGAUUGGACUACAUUUUACUAUCGGACGACUUCUGCACGCGCUUCUACGGUGACUCCAAGUACUUCCUACCCCAGCAUGCGGGUGAUCAUCUCGCCCAAAGUUUGCUCUUGCAUUCAGGAGAGCAGCUACACGGCCACGGUUACUGGAAGUUCCCGCGUUAUUUACUGGAGUAUCCAGUUGUUGUACAGGCCAUCGAGCGCGAGGCUGACAUGGUCCUUGAGCAAUUGCGUAUCGCUCCUAACCCGGGCAAGGUCUGGGAGAAAUGGAAGGUCCGCAUCAAGCGUCAACUACAAGAUGUUCAAGCGAAGCUCCGGCAGCAGAACUCGCAAGCAGUACUGGAAGCUCGAAGUCAGCUUGACCGGGCCGCGUCCGUAUACCGUGUGUCUGCAGCCGUCUCCGACCGCGAAAUCUUUAAUGAGGCACUCCGAAAUUACAAGGAUAUCGUAACUUGGGAGGGCCGGCACAAUCAAGACAAGUCGUUUGACUUCCAAGUGGCCAAAUCUGAGAAGUCUACUCGCCAUUUCUUUCGUCCGGUCGACACGACCUUGCGGCGCGUCUCCAUCGAAGAAGUGGACACACCAGGCGGAGGUGUCUCCAAUAACCCGCUCGAGAUCUCUCUCCGUUUCCUCGAGCACUGGGGAUCAAUGAUGGGAGACCCAUGCAGCCCGACCGGUACAGCCCCUCCUCCUGACGACGUGAUGCAGCAAAAGCUGCUCAACUCGAUCACCCGCGUUGUUUCCGACGUUGAUCAUGCCAUUCUCAAUCCUCCGGUCACACGUACGGACCUGGCGGCAGCGAUUCGCCACAUGAAGUCCACGUCAGCUCCGGGUAUGGAUGGGCUGACGGCUGGAUUUUACCAGGUGGCUCCGGAUGUGUUCGGCGCGUGCUUGAGCCUUGUGUUUAACAAUCGCCUACUACAUGGUACACUGCUUCCAUCGCAGCGCAAAUCAGCGGUAGUCCUACUACACAAGAACGGAUCCCGUGCUUUCCCUGGAAACUACCGACCCAUCUCACUCGUGCAGGUUGACGUGAAGGUGCUUUCCAAAGCUCUAACGUACCGGCUGCAGCACGUCAUUAUGGACCUGAUUCAUCCUGAUCAAAAGGGAUUUGUCAAGGGCCGUUCGAUACACCAUCAUGCUCGGUUUCUUGCGGAUCUACAAAAUCUCGUGACGGCAAUGGAUGACGACGCGUACGCUUUAUUUUUGGAUUUUGAAAAAGCAUUUGAUCGCGUAAACUGGACGUACAUGUUUUACUGCUCGAGUGCAUGGUACUCGGCGCGGAGUUUCUCCAGUGGAUUCACCUACUGUAUCAUAAACCGCAAGCUCACCUAG